ACAUCCUAUCAUGGACUCGAAAGAGAGUGAAAGUAUAGCAGUUACUGAUGCAAAGGCCGCAGCCAAAGGAAAGGCUGCAGAACGUGCUCCUUCGACUGCUGUGGUCGCCACGAAAUCCAAACUACAGACUAGAAGAGGAACAAAAAGAGGUCUAGCAAUCGUAGACUUGGUCAUGAGGCUUGGUGCCAGUGCAGCUGCUUUUGCUGCUGCUUACACUACAGGCAAUGCUGAGCAGAUCCUUCCCUUCUUCACACAGUUCCUCCAGUUCCAUGCUCAAUACAAUGAUCUCCCUACUUUCACGUACUUUAUUGUUGCAAAUGCUAUAGCUGUUGGCUAUAUAGGCUUCUCCAUGCCCUUCUCCAUUGUAUGCAUCAUUCGACCACGAGCUACAGGACCAAGGCUUCUACUAGUUAUCUUUGACACGGUGAUGAUUGCUCUAUUGAUAUCUGAUGCCGGAGCUUCAACUGCGAUUGUCUACUUGCUUCAUAACGGAAAUUCGGACUCCAAUUGGCUUGCUAUUUGUUCGCAAUAUAGUGACUUUUGCCAGACACUUAGUGGGGCGGUUGUGGCUUCAUUCGUCGCUGCGGCAUUUUUCUUUUUGCUGGUUGUGAAUUCUACAUUUGCUCUAAAGAAGUAAUGCAUGAGAAGGGAGGCAUCUUGUUGGGUAUGAUAAACCUUCAACAGAAAGAAAGAAGCCGUGGAGAAGACCCACCGUGAAAAGAGAAACAGCAAGAGUUCUUCUAUGUUUCCGGCUUUCAUAUUAUUACGUGUGGUGUGUUAAAUCAAUUGCAUGGUAUCCGAGUGAUGUACAUUAUUAAAGUAAUUUAUGGGAAGACCACUAAACGCAG
Molecule: messenger RNA, 848 nt
Organism: Argentina anserina (silverweed cinquefoil)
Lineage: Eukaryota; Viridiplantae; Streptophyta; Magnoliopsida; Rosales; Rosaceae
Product: casparian strip membrane protein 2-like
Exons: 3
Coding region: 11-637 (208 amino acids)
Source: RefSeq, a predicted model, not a curated record